CAGAAGUAGGGAGAGCUUGUUGAACGAUCGCCAUUAGAUGGUAGUUAAUGCUUUCGUGAUGAUUUCGUCAGUUAAAGAUAAAGUGCUUUACAUUGAAGUCUAAUCGCCUAUUCUCAUUUUCUAGCAUACGAUGUUUUGUGUAUUGAUUGUGAAACUACAUCGAUUUAAUAAUGUUAGUUAUGAAGGUUUUAAGUUGACCAAGCAUGACUGUGCCACUCACCUGGAACCUGCAGUGGAUUGUUUGAAGUUUAAUUCUUCCAACGCUGUGUAAGAUAUUACAUCAAACAAAACGCUGCUUAAUAAUUCAGUUCAUCGCUCCACGUGUUUUCAUUCAUAAAUAAUGUGGAGGACGUCACGCCUCCUGCUCCAACAUGUUCGAACGCGAUAGUUAUAACGGAAUUAUUGGAGAAAUUACGACUGUGAAUUGAGGGUUAACAACGUGGAUGUGAGAAGGCAGACGAUACGUGACGUGGAUGUUCCUCAUUACAUUCCGAGGAAGGAAAACGUCCAACAGGGAGGGACGAAGGAAGGGAAGGACACGAAACAGAGGGAGGGGUCAAAGAGAAGGGACUUUCUUCCCGAUUUUAAAACCUGCAGUGAAAAAUACAUCGGAUCGAUUUCUAAUCAGGAAAUACCGAAGUGUGAUACGUAUUAAUUAGUGGCGCUAUAAAGGACCUAGUACGUACGUACACGGGAGUGAUGACCACCGGUCAAGCCGAUAAUGUUUGUCCUUAGGAAGUGGAAUUAAAUGUGAUCUCCAGGAGGAAUCCGGUACGGUGGCUGGUGUCCGGGGACUUAACCAGGACAUUCCGUGUCGGAUAAUAAGAUGAGAACCUACGGAGAAACUGUGUUACAGGAAACAACACAUCACAACCUUCUCAGUGUACCCGAGGAGAGGACCGCUACCAUUGUUUAUGGAUCACAGUACUACGUUUUGCCGGCGGAGUGAUCUCUUCAGACAUGGUGUGUUGCAGUCCGAUGAACUUUGCAGGAAACAGUCGGAUCACACGAUAUCUUUGUGUGAAUGAUGUUCGGACAUGCGCAGACAGAACAGCAUAUUCACAUACAAUCACGUGACAAACAAGUCAAAGAUAUGGUCAAAAAGAUGGUACUGAAUCUUGAAAAUCUCCAAGGUAACCUACAACAAGUUGUCAGUGAUCUUAGGACGUUGGUGGAUCAGAUAGACUCCGUAACGGCAAAAAUUGACAAAACGUACGGCACAAAAUGGCGACGUGAAGAGAAAUCGCCAUCAUCAAAGACUGCACGCUCACCGUCAAACAUUCCUAGGAGAACAGGUAGGAACGGCGAUGACGUGAAACGUGACCUUCUUCGCGUAGAGGAAACGAGAGCGUGGGACGCAUCUCCCGACCUUGACCUUUCUUAUUUACAAAUAUCCCCAGGUGAGCACCGGUCAAGGUGGGGAAGGUCAUUAGUGUUAUCUGACCCUUUAAAUAUUUCAAGUAACGCCGAACGGACUCCAAAACGGUCUUUCUCCCUUGGUACCGAUAUGGGCGACUACGUAGGGGCGCCGUUGCAAGAUCUACUACAGAACGACACUGUCUGCGGCGCACCGCGCCAGGCGCCAAAGCGCUCCAUAUCGGUCAACACGGAUAUGACGGAUAACAGUGGCGUGUCAGUACAGACAUGCAUUCCCGUUCCGGUCGCUAAAUGUUUCGCGCAAAUCAAACAUAACGUUGUUGAGGAGGAAAUGACACUACCUAAACCGGAAGUAGAUAUUUCUCCUGAUUCAAAAUCAUCGGGGGAAAGCGUUGAUCAUAAACCUGUGAUAGCUGUAGACGUUACACCGGAAGACGGGAUUAAUACGUUAUAUGGUUGUUUCGGGGCAGAGGCAAGUGGUAGCAGUGCUUCGGGGGGAGGUUAUACAGGAGGCGGAAUACCUUACGAUCUGUUGAACUCAAAGAUCGUCAACGUUGAUAGCUCGAGCGAGCACGGGUCGUACAGUACUGAGGACUACGAUGGGAUGUACGAACGUUUGAUGGAGAACCAAUUGGAGAACAUGUCGGCGUCAUCGGACUGUACCGACCUUACGGAAUCUUCCGAGUACAACAUGGACCUCGGAAGUCUAGACAAGAGUGACACCACAAGUUUCUCAGACGAUAUCGAGGUUCGGUACGACCGGGAUAUUAACACCUGGACGUCAUACACAUUGGCACACAUGAACAGCUCGGCGAGAAGUUCCGAUAGUUGCCUUUCGGAAACCCCUUCGGAUAUACUUAAUGAUAACACUCAGGCAACUGUUAUGUAUGGAAAUAUGAUAUUUUCGGACCAGCUGGUUGUUCUGAACUCCAGAAAACAUCGGCGUAAAAGACUUCAAAGGGAUCACAUUACGAACAAUGCUGUUGAUAUACCCUAAUCACGCUCUAGUCUUGUUGUAGUUCACCCGUGAUUAGCGUUUUAUCAAGUUUAACAUUCUGAAAAGAAGGACCGACAACAGUUCUAUUUUAAAGCAAAUGUUACGUCUAUUUUGUGCAAUGUCGAGUAUGGAUUCUUCAGAUAUGUGUGAAUAUUUCACCUGUGAGUUUCAGGAUGAUCUUUGACCCGGCACCAGGUUCAAGAACAUUCCUUCAGUUGAGGAAAUCCCUUGAGGUAAAGGGUACCUUAAAGUUUGAAUAUAAUAUUCCAAUUGUCGCUAUCAUGAAAAAAAUCCCAUUCUGCAGUAUGUUUUCAUUAAAAAAUCAUCUUGCAAUGCAUUUUACGAAAUGACAGUCGUUCAAUAUUUGUGUAUUAUUUGCAUUAAACUUAAAAAAACGUGGAAAAAAGAACAGCCAAAAUCUAACCCGUGACAAAUACGCUGUCAGUCCUACACUUGACCAAUAUUGUUAUCCAGGACUUUUGAAAGCAAACCAUCAAAAUACAAGUAAGUCAGGGAAGCUUCAUCUUCUAUAUAAAAGGGACAAACCCCUCUUCGACAUUAUAAAUGAUGGGGGCUAUCCUUAACCUUGGUAUAAAAGUUAAAUGUAAAUGAAAGCAUUUUUGGGUUAAAUUGAGUAAUGCUUCUUAUGUUAAGGAAACAUUCCUAACUGAAGUUCUUUAAUUAGGGAGCUUUCGUUAAACUAGGGCCUGCUAUAUCAGGAUGUGCUAUGCUGUCUAAAAUUAACACAGUGAAAUAUACAUUUAACACUUUAGUUACACAUUUUUCGUACUUAAGAUAUAUCCUCUAAUUUAAUUUGUUGUUGAAUUGAACUGUCAAGGAAUUAUUUGACAAUUACAUGUCAUACCGACAUCCUAGGAGGAUUACAAUCAUUUGUGUAACAUUUGUGGACGGAACAUGUAUAUAUAUAUAUAUGACCCUAGAGAUGACUGAAUUUUCUAGUAAGGGGUCAAGUUCAUUCUGGAAUCUUCAGUAUCCAUCGAAUAAAGUUGUGUAGA
Mizuhopecten yessoensis (Yesso scallop) is the source of this 3390-nucleotide messenger RNA. RefSeq lists its product as uncharacterized. NCBI's taxonomy places the organism in Eukaryota, Metazoa, Mollusca, Bivalvia, Pectinida, Pectinidae. The transcript is spliced from 3 exons. Bases 1025 to 2374 code for a protein of 449 amino acids. The record is from RefSeq and is a predicted model, not a curated record.